This is a messenger RNA of Clupea harengus (Atlantic herring), 2005 nucleotides long. It is a transcript of the gene plvapb, whose product is annotated as plasmalemma vesicle associated protein b. The record is from RefSeq and is a predicted model, not a curated record. NCBI's taxonomy places the organism in Eukaryota, Metazoa, Chordata, Actinopteri, Clupeiformes, Clupeidae. Gene Ontology annotation, biological process: regulation of vascular permeability; positive regulation of cellular extravasation.
AGCAGCUCUGGACCGUUUGCUCAACAGUGUUUACGUCUCGCCUCAGCCUCCCUGCAGAUCGUAGGUAACAUUCAGGGUUUUUAUUGAAGGUAACUACCAGCGGCUGCAUCCGUGCAACUUUCAUGUGGACCUGAUUUAGUCAAACAGUUGGUUUGUUGGUUGCUGCUGCUCAACAGUGCCUGGCUGCAACUAGACAGCAAGAUUUGUGGUUUUGUAGAUUUUUUUGUAGUUUUGUAGUUUUUUCUUUUCUUUAACAGCUGGGUAUCAUGUACAGCAACGGCUACCCUCGCGACACCUUUGCCCUGCAGACCAAGAAGAUCCACAGGUCAAAGGGCAAAAGCUGUGGCUACUACAUGCGGAUAGUCUUCUUCUUCUCCUCGCUCAUUCAGACACUCAUCAUCGUCAGCCUGGUGCUCUUCCUCAUCUAUGGCCAGCCAGAGAAGUCGGCCGAGGAGAAGCACGUGGACGAGCUGAGUGAGAACUUCAAGAGGGUCUCCUUGAGCAACCUGCAGCUGAGGAAGGACAAAGUUGACCUGGCGGCAUCUCUGGGCAAGACCACGGGAGAGAAAACGGCACUGGUGAAAGACGUAGCCAAGCUGAAGACUGACCUGGAGACCUCCAACAACAACACAAAGAUUGACAAACUGAAGCUGGGUCAGUGUGUGAUAGACAAAAGGAGAAUUGAGAUGACACGAUCCACUCCAAUUCAGUGUCCAACCCUAGCCGUAAGGAACCCGUUUCUGAAGGGUGAAGCUGAAAUUCAACAAGACCGUAUGAGAGAACUGGUGAAGAAAAAUUUCACACUGAAAGUUGAGGACAUGAAAAAGGACUUGGACAGUGCCAACAAAGCUCGGGAUGAGUACCAAAUGUCCGACAUCGAGCUGAGAAGGGAGAACGACGAGCUGAAGGAACGCCUGAAGCGCUACACCCAGAUGUGCAAGGAGGAGUUCUCCAAGCCCCUUGAGGGCAUCCAGGAGGUGACAACCUCAUUCCUGGCCAAGAUCAACAAUGUCUUCCCCCACUCGCUUACCUUCCACCUGACCUGCGAGAAACAGCAGGAGCAGCUGGACAAGAUCCGUAACAACUGCACCAGCCUGUCACGCCAGGUGGAGGGCAAGUUCCAGGGGUACCUUGACAGGGUGGGCAACCAGGUGGCCAAGCUGCAGGGUGUCCGGAGCGAGCUGGAGGUUCAGAACCAGCGGCUGGUCAGUGAUCUCAAGACCUGCAAGGAGGAGGCGGCCAGCCUGAAGGAGCAGAACAGCCAGCAAGAGAAAGACGCCAAUCAAAAGUUUGACAGGAUGUUUCGAAAACAGCUGGUGGACAAGGAGCGGGUGCUACUGGACCUGGAAAUGACGAAACUCAGACUGGACUCGUGCAACUCCAAGCUGUCUACCCUCCUUCCCAGGCCCCCCGCUCCAAAACCACCAAAUGCCAUCCAAAUUGGCCAGGCAGGGUAAGAAGAACGCUUCAAGAAUGAAAGACCCGUAAGACACAACAGCUGCAUCUAUCAUCUUGACCAUUUCAUUCAACAGCACCUGGCAAGAAGCCUCUCAAAUCAAUGGCCUUCAAAUGAACCCUUUGCCAUGUGCAGUUCUCUUGUUUGCUGGGUUUACUUUUCAUCAUGCACUUAAUUUUUAAAUAAUUUAUUUGGUUUUCAUUGCAAUCCAGAUAGCUACCAAGUUGUUAUGGAAUGAAAUGUUGCCUAGAGUAUGCAACUAACAAAAUGAUGUAUUAAAGUUCUAUUCUGAGUUUCAUAUUGAUAUGAUGCCAUUAAUGUACAUUGUACACAGAUACAGCUGUGGACUUUAGUUACGUAACCUAUGUACAGUAACGUUGAGUGAUUUUGGUUUCUGCCAUAUCAUUAUAGGCUUAUAUAUUUUUAUGAUGUGAAAUAAAAUCUAAAUUGAUGGUGUACAUAUAUUUUUAUCAUUUGUUCAUUUUUUUGCAAUUUUAUAUGUAUGCUCUUGUUUUUUAAAUGCUGAUUUAAAUAAAUGAAAUAACUUGA